Messenger RNA from Paramecium tetraurelia, 899 nucleotides. RefSeq lists its product as uncharacterized. The transcript has 3 exons. Lineage: Eukaryota; Ciliophora; Oligohymenophorea; Peniculida; Parameciidae. The record is from RefSeq and is a predicted model, not a curated record.
UAUCGCUACAGAUGGGAGAUUAUGUUAAAGCACUCAUUGAAACAUAAGUGAUUGGAGCUUUUAGAGUGGCAUUGACCAUGCCGUUAGAGCAUGUACUUGAUAGAAUUAAGACAUACAAACAAUCAAAGCAGGGGAUCACUUAUGUACAGAGUUACAUGGACAUUAAGGGAGCUAGAGGGAUGAUUGGCUUGUAUGAUGGCUUUUCUCCUAGUUUUUUGAGGAACAUGGUCAAACAAUAUUAUAGAUGGCCUAUGAUGAUUUUUAUUCCUUAGAUACUGAAUGAACACAUCCACAAUUAAUCCAUAAAUAAAAUUAUAACAGGAGCCUCAAUUGGGUUGUUUGAAAGUUGUAUUAUUACUCCUUUUGAAAGACUCAAGACAUUAAAAAUGACAUCUAUGUCUACUGGCUUUGGAUAUUUCAAAUACAUAACAUUUGAAUCAAUAUAUGUUGGUUUCAGAAUUCAAACAACCAGACAGGUGGUAUCAUGGACGAACUAUUUGUACUGGGAUCACAAAGUCCGCUAUGCAUUAAAGGCUGAUCCUGGCUAACCACUUUCUUUAGUUAAUUCUUUAAUUGCUUCCUCUCUCAGUAGCAUUCUAAACAUUUUGGCAGUUCAUCCAUUUGAUACGAUCAAAACACUAGUCUAGAUGGAGGGAAAUCAAAAUUUUAAAAACCUCUCUCUUUUCGAAGGAUUUAAGAUUGUAUACAAAAAUUACGGAAUUUCAGGACUAUAUGCAGGAUGGUAAGCAAGGAUAAUCGCUUAUUUCUGUUAAGCUCUUCUUACAACUCCUACUAUAGACUACUUAGAAAGAAACUACGGAAUUUCAAAAAGCAAGAAAUAAUAAUGAACAUUUUGUUCUCAUUUAUGUGCCUUUAUUUCCAAUCUCAAAUAUUUCUUA